UAUUAUCGAUUGCUCGAUUGUUUUGAGAAAAUGAGCAGCAAAUCAAUAUUUCCUAUUAAUUUGGAUAGUUUUACGGAUAAGGAACGUCACAAUUAUAUUCUUAAUCAUUAUGUGCGGACCUCUAUUGCUGAAGGUGAAUCGCGUAAGCAUAAGCGGGAUAUUGACGUUAUACGUGAGAAUCAUCGCUUUCUUUGGGACGAGGAGGCUGCAGCCGACAUUCGCACAUUGAGCUGGGAGCAACGUUUGGCCUUACGCUACUAUCGAAAACUGUUCAAAGAGUAUUGCAUAGCCGAUCUCACGCGCUACAAAGAGAAUAAAAUCGCUUUACGCUGGCGAACCGAAGAAGAGGUGGUUACCGGCAUAGGUCAAUUCCAAUGUGGCAGUCGACAUUGUGGUGAACGCGAAAGUUUACGUAGUUGGGAGGUCAAUUUUAAGUAUAUCGAAGAAGGUGCUCCACAAAAUGCAUUAGUCAAGUUGCGCCUUUGUCCCGUACAUACGGAGCAACUCAACUAUCGAACUAAGAAAAAAGAACAUAAGCGACAGAGGCGCAGAGCGAAAGAGGAACGUAAUAAUGAGCGUAAGCAAAAGAGACGCAAAAUAAAUCAAGAUAGCGAGAAAGAUCUCAUUGAAGGCGAAGAGUUAGAGGAAGAGCAACAGGCCACAAGCAUUGUAAAUGCAGCUGAGGACGAGCAGAUUUGGAGUAAACAACUGGACCUAAGCAAGGAACAACCAUCAAGAGAACAGGAAUUCGAGCGUUAUCUAGAGGAUUUACUAUUAUAAAAGUUGACACCGGUUCUUAAAAAUGGAAAACAAUUAUGGGUUUCGUUGAAAAAGUCUUUACAUUUGGUUCUGUUGACUGAACUGUUGUAAAUACAAUAGCUUUCUCUUUAUUUAUAUAGAGCUAUAGCUCCUCUAUGGCUAUAUCAUCUACAGACUGCACUUUGCAGACAUGUACAUAAAUAUACAUACAUUUACAUUU
This is a messenger RNA of Drosophila arizonae, 979 nucleotides long. RefSeq names its product protein FRA10AC1 homolog. The record is from RefSeq and is a predicted model, not a curated record. Gene Ontology annotation, biological process: dephosphorylation. Lineage: Eukaryota; Metazoa; Arthropoda; Insecta; Diptera; Drosophilidae. Gene Ontology annotation, molecular function: phosphatase activity.